Messenger RNA from Stomoxys calcitrans (stable fly), 601 nucleotides. RefSeq names its product protein PDF-like. The record is from RefSeq and is a predicted model, not a curated record. The transcript is spliced from 2 exons. Gene Ontology annotation, molecular function: hormone activity. Gene Ontology annotation, cellular component: extracellular region. NCBI's taxonomy places the organism in Eukaryota, Metazoa, Arthropoda, Insecta, Diptera, Muscidae. Bases 41 to 328 code for a protein of 95 amino acids. Gene Ontology annotation, biological process: response to light stimulus.
GAACGUUAACAAGUUGAUAACUAAUUUUACGAAAAAGAACAUGGCAAACUUUGUCUACAUCACCUUGACGCUUAUAUGGAUGUCUCUUUGUUGGUGGAAUACCACCGUGGCUUCUCCCUCAACCGAUGACGAACUAUAUUUUGACAGACAGUUAAAUCGGGAAUUGCUCAAUAAGUGGAUUUCUUCGGUACGUAACGCUCAAAUGUUGAACAAUCCCUGCCGUAAUUCUGCGGACAACACAUGGGCCUCUGCUAUGCCCAAGAGAAAUUCGGAACUUAUUAAUUCAUUGUUAAGUCUGCCCAAGAGUAUGAACGAUGCCGGAAAGUGAAACUAUGACACAAGACCUACAAAGAUUAGCGCAUUUACUAUUUAGCACAUUUGUCCGCUCUAAAUACGAUAAAACUGAAUUGCUGUGCGUUUCCUUUUGUUUGUAGUAAGAGGCAGUGAUAUAUCUCCACUAGCCAUAUGAAAUUCUUCAACAAUAUACUUAUCCUUGCCUCUCAACUGGAUAUUUACUGCUGUUAGUCUUAAGAUUUAACUUGUAAAAUAAACCUGAAAAUGUUGUUCGUCUUGCUAUCAAUAAACAUGUCAAUAGAAUGAA